Molecule: messenger RNA, 908 nt
Organism: Hermetia illucens (black soldier fly)
Lineage: Eukaryota; Metazoa; Arthropoda; Insecta; Diptera; Stratiomyidae
Product: neuropeptide SIFamide receptor-like
Exons: 4
Coding region: 1-702 (233 amino acids)
Biological process (GO): G protein-coupled receptor signaling pathway
Cellular component (GO): membrane
Molecular function (GO): G protein-coupled receptor activity; peptide binding
Source: RefSeq, a predicted model, not a curated record
AUGAUAAAAACUAGUUUCACAGAGAAGGAUAUCAAGAAAAUUGAUGCUCAUGAGCUUAUUAAGGGUAGUUUUGUUUGUAUCGAAUUGUGGCCUUCACAGCAAUCGGAGAAUAUAUUCUUUAUCAUAGCCAACCUAAUAAUUUGCUACUUGGGUCCUCUGGUCGUUAUAAGCAUUUGCUACAUCAUCAUCUGGCGAAAUGUGGCGAAUCGGAGCAUACCCGGAGAAAGGCUGUUCGGUCGUCGUAAGAAUGAUGCCAUUCAUAAAAGUCGUGUCAAGGUCGUCAAGAUGGUGUUUGUAGUAAUAAUAACCUUUGCCUUAUCGUGGUUACCACUCUACACAAUAUUUUUUAUCGUCAAAUUCUACGAGGAUGUUUUGUACUACGAAUACUUCCAGUCGGCCAUUUACCUUCUCCUGCCCAUCGCCCAAUGGCUGGGAGCCGCAAACUCAUGUAUAAACCCAAUCCUGUAUGCAUUUAUGAAUCGCAAGUUUCGAAUAGGAUUCAAAAAUGUCCUUAAAAGACCAUUUUUCUCACGCACAUCAUUCGAAAAUGAAAUACGUGAUGUAAAUUUGAAACAAUACCGUACGGAGAGUUUGUACAACCGACGACCGAUUGUACGCACGGACUCGUCAAGGAUGUCGUCCCAUUAUAAUAACAACGUCUCGCUUACAAUGAGGCCAGUUACGGAGAGGAUUAAGCUUUAAGUGAAGGAGGUUGCAUCGAAAGAAUGAUAAAAACUAGUUUCACAGAGAAGGAUAUCAAGAAAAUUGAUGCUCAUGAGCUUAUUAAGGGUAGUUUUGUAAGAAUUUAGACCCAUGUUUUGUGAGAAAUGAGGAGGAACCGGAGGAGUCAAGGAACACAUUUUAUAAAUUGUUAUGGUGAAAGUACAAAUUUUAUGUUAGGCAAUAAA